Messenger RNA from Cajanus cajan (pigeon pea), 1317 nucleotides. RefSeq names its product putative anthocyanidin reductase. Gene Ontology annotation, molecular function: oxidoreductase activity, acting on the CH-OH group of donors, NAD or NADP as acceptor. The record is from RefSeq and is a predicted model, not a curated record. NCBI's taxonomy places the organism in Eukaryota, Viridiplantae, Streptophyta, Magnoliopsida, Fabales, Fabaceae.
UUUUUAUAAUAAUUACUUAACUUUUAUUAAUUCAAAGUGUAAAUUUUUUUCUAUUUUGUUGUGCAUGACUAUAAAACUCUUUGCUAGGCAAGGCUCUUCAGAUAAAGGGCUGUAUCAGGUUGGUUUAGUUUGCAGGAUUUUGGUUGUAAAGAGCAAAGAAGGGAAUGGAAGAAGUGCUGAAAAAAGUGAAAAGCAAUGGACAAGUUGUUCCUGGUGCCAAAUAUUGUGUUACAGGUUCCACAGGGUAUAUUGGUUCAUGGCUGGUGGAGGCUCUUCUUGAAAGGGGAUGCAAGGUUCAUGCCACUGUCAGAGAUCCUGCAAAAUCAUUGCACCUUCUGUCUUUGUGGAAGGGUGGUGACCAAUUGAGAUUUUUCCAAGCGGAUUUGCAUAAAGAAGGAAGCUUCGAUGAGGCUGUAAAAGGAUGUGUUGGUGUGUUUCAUGUUGCUGCUUCAAUGGAAUUCAAUGUCACUGAGAAUCAAAACAAUGAGGCUUUUGUUAAAGCAAAUAUAAUUGACCCUGCAAUCAAAGGAACCAUAAACCUUCUCAAGUCAUGUUUGAAAUCCAAUUCUGUGAAAAGGGUUAUUUUCACAUCUUCCAUAAGUACCAUUACUGCCAAAGACAACAAUGGAAAUUGGAAACCUAUUGUUGAUGAAUCUUGCCAAAUUCAAACUGAUAGUGUAUGGAACACACAAGCAAGUGGAUGGGUUUAUGCACUUUCCAAGCUUCUAACUGAAGAAGCAGCAUUUCAAUUUUCAAAAGAGAAUGGCAUUGAUCUUGUGUCAGUCGUUACAGGCACUGUUGCAGGCCCAUUCUUCACUGCUAAUGUGCCUACAAGUGUUAAAGUUCUUCUGUCACCAUUAACAGGUGAAACUGAGCACUUCAAGAUAUUAUCUGCUGUAAAUGCACGAAUGGGGUCAAUUUCUUUAGUUCACAUCGAAGAUAUAUGCAAUGCUCACAUAUUCCUAAUGGAGCAUGAUAAAGCAGAAGGCCGUUACAUAUGCAGCAGUCAAAGUUGUACACUGUCAAACUUGGCUACUCUUCUUUCCAAAGUGUAUUCUGGUUCAAAUAUCUAUAUGAAGAUCGAGAAAAAUUAUGACAAAGUUCCUUCUGAGAUUUCAUCAAAGAAGCUAGAAGAUUUGGGUUUUAGUUACAAGCAUGGCCUUGAAGAUAUAAUUCAACAAACAAUUAAUUGUUGCCUAGACUAUAGCUAUUUACCUCCUGUAUAAUCAGUAGCUUUCUAAUACAAUUACAUGAUUGUAAACAAUUGAGCUUUGUAUUUUGCCACACAAAUAAAUGUAGUCCACUUGCAAACCAACA